This is a messenger RNA of Macrosteles quadrilineatus (aster leafhopper), 1665 nucleotides long. RefSeq names its product tubulin alpha-4 chain-like. Gene Ontology annotation, cellular component: cytoplasm; microtubule. The transcript has 6 exons. NCBI's taxonomy places the organism in Eukaryota, Metazoa, Arthropoda, Insecta, Hemiptera, Cicadellidae. Bases 131 to 1525 code for a protein of 464 amino acids. Gene Ontology annotation, molecular function: GTP binding; structural constituent of cytoskeleton. Gene Ontology annotation, biological process: mitotic cell cycle; microtubule cytoskeleton organization. The record is from RefSeq and is a predicted model, not a curated record.
CUAAUUGUUAGACCUAUUUGAAAAUUUAAGUUAGACACAUUAGUUUUCAAAAUUCUUUGUUGUAAAAAUUACUUGUUAACUAAAUUAUUACUGACGUUUGAGCAUCGUAUAAAUCCAGUCUUCACUCAUAAUGGAAUACAAUCUGGGGCAACAUAACAGCUGUAACAAGAGAGAAUGCAUUUCCAUUCACAUCGGCCAAGCGGGAGUCCAGAUGGGCAACUCCACUUGGGAGCUCUACUGCCUGGAACAUGGUAUCGACAGGGAUGGGCGUCUUAUGUCGAACAUAGAUGAUGCCACUGGGGACUCGACCAGAUCUGGCUGUGAAACGUUCUUCUCUUUGUCAGAGAGUCACAGGUUCGUUCCUCGCGCCAUCCUCGCUGAUUUGGAACCUACUGUUAUUGACGAGGUGCGGACGGGGCCUUACAAGGGGUUGUACCAUCCAGAGCAGUUGCUGAGUGCUAAGGAGGAUGCGGCUAGCAACUUCGCGCGUUGCUACUACUCCAUGGGUGGACCCAUGGAGAGGGCCAUCAUGCAGCGCAUCAGUAAGGUAACGGAGGACUGUGACGGUCUACAAGGGUUCUUUGUCUAUCACUCUCUUGGUGGAGGCACCGGCGCGGGCCUGACCGCUCUGCUGCUGGAACAAUUGGCUUGCGAAUACCCGAAGAAAAGUCGACUAGAGUUCCUGGUCUACCCGUCACCGAAGGUCAGCAGCUCAGUAGUGGAGCCCUACAACAGUGUCCUGAUGACACACAAGUGUAUGGACAAUGCGGACUGUUCCUUCAUAGUAGACAACGAGGCCCUCUACGACAUCUGCAUGGAGAAACUGGACAUUGAGAGGCCGACCUAUGUGAACCUCAACCGUGUCAUUGGUCAGACGGUAUCAGCUGUUACGGCUUCCAUGCGGUUUGACGGAGCUUUGAAUGUGGACAUGAACGAGUUUCAGACCAACCUCGUUCCGUUCCCCAGGAUCCACUUUCCUCUCAUCUCCUACGCACCGAUCAUCUCCAAGAGUCGUUCCUUCCACGAACAGUUCUCUGUCGCAGACAUAACAGCCUCCUGCUUCGAUACUUCUAAUCAGCUGGUGAAAUGCGACCCCAAGAAGGGCAAAUACAUGGCGUGCUGCCUGCUCUACCGAGGUGACGUGGCUCCCAAAGAUGUCAACUGUGCGAUCGCGAUGAUGAAAAAUAAAAAGACCGUUAGUUUCGUGGACUGGUGCCCAACAGGGUUCAAGGUCGGGAUCAAUUACCAAACACCCUCAAUGCCCUUGGACGGCGACCUUUCCAGCACCAAGAGAGCGGUGUGUAUGCUGUCAAACACCACGGCUAUUGUUGAGGCUUGGAAAAAGAUCGACAGAAAGUUUGACUUGAUGUGGGCGAAGAAAGCUUUCGUACAUUGGUACAGGAACGCCGGAAUGGAGGAAGCUGAGUUCCUUGAAGCUAGAAACGAUCUCGCUGUUUUGGAAUUAGAUUAUCUGGAAGUGAACAAAACAUUUGACGACUUCGAUUAUAGUAGCGUUGAACACUGAUGUCCCGUCUCCCAUGAAAUACAUGAGUGGUAAUUAAUUGUGAUAUAUUGGUCCAUAAAAAGAAAAAUAUUUAUGAUACGUGUUAAUUAGUUUUGUAGACGUUAAAUGUAAUUGAAUACAACGCUUAACAAAUUAAAAAA